CUAUCGCACGAUCUCCCCCUCCUGCUUCAUGUGCUCCACCUCCCCGUUGCACUGUGGGCACCGCAGCGGCUCGCCCGUCUGCUUUGCCCGGCCACACCAGCCCUCCUUGCAUGGGUGGCACAGGCAGAUGUGCAGACAGGGGAAGAACCGCCAUACGGCAUAGGUGUCGUUACCACACACCAGACACUUCGGCUGGCUGAGGUGGCGGGCUUGCUUGGUCGCCGCUGCGAAGAUCUGAGCUAGGUUGGUCUGCUGCUGCGUCGCCAUGGCCAUGAAGGCGUCCAGCUCCUCGGUGCUCUGAGUCUCCAGCAACGCAUCCACCGUCAGACUGACACGACAGACACCACGAUUACAACACAUGCACAGUGAGUGGGUGUGUGGGGCACUCGUUGCUGCUCACUUGGGUCGUUUCUUGACUUCGUUCCGGAGUGCAUCGAUCUGCCCGAUCUGGGCGGCGUAGCUGUCGCGCUCAUCCUGACGACGCUGACACUCAUCUACCAACCUGCACACACAUGGCACCGAGGACAGAGGGAUUCUGUGGCGGGUGACUGAUUCGGUGUCCCUCUCAUCUCCCUUUCCACUCACCGGUCGAUCUUGGCCUGCAUUUGCUCUACUUGCAUGCGAUGGACAGCCGCCUCCUGCUCCAGCUGGGCAGACACACUGCACACACCGCAUCAUAAUGAACACCGAGACAUCUGUGAAAGCUGGUGGAUGUGGAUGUCCAUGUCACUCAGGCGACUGACCGACCUCGGGGGCUGCUCCUGGCGUUGCAGCAGUUGGUGACGCAGCUGGGCCCGCAAGCUGAAGCCAAAACACGUCCCACUCACACACACAUGGAUCUGCCGGCGCACACAGCCGUGAUGGGUCCUACCGCUGGAUGUCUUCAUCCCGUUGCUGGCACAACGCCUGCUGCUGCUGCAGCCGCCCGGUCAACCUGCACACAAAAGAGGGCGGAAUAUGGAUGGAUGAUGGUGCGAUCAUGUGUGGGACCGAUUCCACUGACCCCUGUAUGGUGAACUCCUGCUCGCGUAUGUGCUGGCCGUGCACCGCCUCGACAGAUCGCAACCUGACAGUGGAUGAAGAGGCAGACACGUGUGUAAGGAUGGGUCAGGUCCCCGUUCCCUGUGUGGCGUGGUUGUCUGACUUACUUGUCCUCCUGUGCGGCAAGGGCAUCCCUGAGGGCCUCCUCAACCGCACGCACACGUUUCUCGCACUCCACCUUGGCCUCACGCAACCUACACCCAUUGAUGCAUCCAUGACCAUGACGGAGCAUGUGUGUUGCCAGCCUCUUGUUUGGUGUGGAUUGAUGGGUGGAUGGAUGGAUGGAUGGAGCGUGCCUGCUUGUCUAUCUCGCCCUGCAGCUCAGACACCACCCUGCACACAAAACAGAGAGACAAAGCACCUUUUAAAUGCACUGCCCAGCCCGUCAGCCCCACGUGCAUGUGUGGCCUUUCUGUACCUCUCGUGCAGAGCCCGCGAGACGCCGCCCAUGGCCUCUGUCUGGCCGACCUUGGGAGGCGUUUGGUGCUCGCGUGUCGACUCCGAUGCCUUGGACGCACACCGCCCCUUGCUGGUGGGGAGGGGGCUGGCCUUCUCGGGCUUGGCAGAUGGCUUGGUGGUGUCGGUAGAGCGGGUGUCGGUGGGGGUGAGGGCAGCGAAGGGGUUGUUGAGGAGGGGACUGUCAGACGAGAUGUCGUCUUCAUCAUCAGCAGCAGACACACCCGGUGGGCUGGUCUCCUCCCCGCCGCCGCCCUCCUUACUCCCUCCCUCGCCGCCCCCCACACCACCGUCGCCACCAGCGUGGCCCUUGGGUCUUUUUGGUGUUGUUGUGUUUCUUCCGGCCCCCCGUCCUGCCAGACUUGGCCUUGGCCGCCGCCUGGCGGGCUCGCUCGUCCUUCUCCUUCUCCCUGGCCUCCUCUGCGAUGAGCCUCUGCAUCAUCCGCUCCGCCUCCUUCUCCUUGAUGCGCAUGGCGGCCGCGCCGUCCUCCUGCUGCUGCUGCUCACGCUGGCUGCUGUGGGAUGGUUGGUGACUGUUCUUCUUUCUCCUGGCUGCUGCUGCUGCUUGAGCCGCGUGCACCCCCCUGAGUCACAUACAACCAAAGGCAAGAUGAGGGACUCAGCCAAAGUGUGUGUGCUAUGUCGGUGAAGGGAGAGGUUACUGCAAGGGCAAGAAUCGGUAAGGGAUGUUGGGGUCGUCAGGGCACUCCUCCACAAUCAUGUCCGAUCCCAGCACAAGGACAUACGGAUGGGGCAGCUCCAGGAUGUUCAGUCUCUGCUGGAUGACAUUGGACACAGAGCUCGCCUCGAGGACAUCGCUACAACUGCUCAACACAUACACCUGAGAGAGACAAGGCGACAGAGUAGACAGAGGAGCCGAGUUGAGACGUGAUGUGCUGUGCUGUGCUCGCAGACAUACCAUUCCUGUCUCCAUUUGAGUGAUUACUGAGGGCCCGUUCAGAUCCACACCUGGAACCAAGCCAGCUAUCGCCCCCUAUUUACACACACGCGCAGAGAGAGAGAGAGGGAGAGAUCCAAGCAUAGAUUCCCCGCCCCCACGCGCAUACAUGUUGGUCGAUGAGGCCGAGGAUGAGGGUGGCCUUGGUGCUCCCACUGAAAGGAAUGCCGACCCGACAAACGCACAGUCCGUAAGCGAUCUUUGGUAGUUCUUUCUUACACGGAGUCUCGCACAUAGACGACUCCCAUCAUUCGUGCUUUGACGCUGGUUUUGCUCAGGUCUAUGCCGGGCUUGAGCUCGUUGGUGCCAACCACACGACGACCGCUGCAUCCAUCCAUCCAUCCAUCCAUCCACACACACACGUGUGCGUGUGCAUGGCUUCCGUCACUGCCCACUUGCUACGUAUGCAGCAACGGGAGCCAGCUGCCACUGCCACUAGCUCCUCAGGAGUCCUUACGAAAGGCAUGCAGACAGACAGGGGCACAGACACAUCAACCAGACAAUCCACGGUGCUGGCCGCUGCACGUACCCCUCACUUACGGCAAAUGAGGAAUGGCGGGGUCGUCGGGGCACUCCUGGAUGGCCGAGAAGGAAGGGAACGCCACCACGUGGUGGUUCGUCAUACCUUUCAUCUCAGCGCUGGAUGGAUAGAUUGAACAGUGAGUGAUGACACACCCACACACCAGACACACAGCGCCACACCUUACCUUGUGUCAGGACAAACGAAGCCUCCAUUGAACGCAUACACCUACAAAUCCCCGACACACACACUGUGCCUGCCUGCCCGCCCGCCUGCCUGCCUGACAUAGAGCCCUUACCUUGCCAGUCUGCACGCCAAAUGAGGUGGGAAUUGUGGCCAAGAUGCUGCUGCCCUGUGCGUCGUUGAUCACGACGAGCGACUCUUUACCCGAGUCGCCAACGGGAGCCCUGAAAUGGGACAUAAUCCAUAUGUAUGGAUGUGCAUCUGUAGUUGGUUACUCCCUGCUUUGCGUACUUACACGGCAGUGACGCGGCCCCUGAUGGCGCAUUCGAAGUCCUUGCAGCCCGAAUGCACCUCAGAGAUGGGCACAAACCUGACCAGAUGAACAAAUAGAUGACACACAGGCAAUGUACCGCCCGGUGAGUGAGCCAUCUCACACGCCCUACCUGUCCUUGCUGGACGCAGAGGUCCCCCCACGGCCUCCACUGGUCCCUUGAGCGGUGAACGGCACCUUGCCGCACCCACGUGCUUCGUCGCCCACGUCCUGCCCUCCCGCCACCUCACUUGCUGCCGACGACCUACGCGGAUCGUGAAGGGGUGAGAAGGAACCAUAGGCAAAUACAUAUCCACCACAUCCCCCCACCCCUCCCCCUCCCUACCUGUAUGUGUUGCCUGUCGCUGCACUGGCAGCGCCGCUGCUACUGCUACUGCUCCUGCUGCUGCUGCUGGUGGUGGUGCUGGUAGUAGUGGCGGUGCUGCUUGCUGCCCCGUUGGUCUGUUUGGCGGUGUAGGAGGGGGUGGGUGUGGGUGUGGGGGAGGGGGUAUUGGUGUCGGGGGUGAAGUUGGAUGCGAAGUCCGGGAUGAACAUGCCGCCGAUCUGGACACUGGUCAUGACGUUGCCCAUGUUGGAAGAGUUGAGCGAAUUGAGUAACUGCUGCACCUCACCCAGGUCGCUACUGGCCACACACACACACACGUGCAAACACGUUCGUGCAUUCCUGCACAAGGGUGUGUGUACCUGACUGACGGGAAUAGAAACUGAGCUUUCGGCAUGGCUGGGUCGUCGUCACACACGGAGAUCUUGCUGCCGGCACCAAACAGCAGCACACACCGGUGCGAGCACGUCCCCCGCCACGCCUUCAGCUGGGGAACACUGCAAAGAGCGCCAAAAUUGGUGGGGUGCGCCAGAUGGAACGACACACAGACAGACAUACAUGAGCGCAUGUGCGUUAGCCACCCCCCCCCUACACACCUGUCCGAGGGCAGCCCGUUGCCUCCUUCCAUCCGGUACACCUGCACCACACAAAGUGGUGUUGUGUUUGCACACACGGCAAUUAUGUUAAUGUGUGUGUCUGGUGGAUGGCACGGCUCGCUGUAGUGACUGACCUUGCCCGCGGCUCCGUCAAACGUACUCGGCAGCAGCACCGGGAUGGUGUUCUGGACAGAGGCGUGCCAACGAGUCGUUAGUUGCUUAGAUGCAUUCCUCCCUCCGUCCGUUGCCACACGUCAAUAGGUGUGUGUGCUGACUUACAUGGCCGUCUCCAAUCAUCCAGGCAGCGUGUGCGGGAUAGCCCUCAACAGACGAACACAGCCUGACAUAUAUUCACAAGAGAGAAUGACCAUCGACGCAGUGUGGUGGUUUGGGUGUGAUCAGCGAGCGGCCCUGACGGCUUACUUGAAGAGAAGUCGCGCCUUGACGGCGAUGUCAGCCGCGCCGGGGACAAUGUCGCUGAUACGAACCACACGGCUUUAAACACCACACACACAUAGAUAGAUACCCACUCACUCCCACAUGUGGAUGUUGCAGAGGCGAUUGCUUCAUCCCUCACCGCUGCUGCGUCGGUGCGCUGCCGACGCGUUCGUACUCCUGUAUGUCCAGCACGUCAGAGCCCACCGAGCUGCACACACGAUACAUACGCACACACAUGGAUACAUACCAUCGACAGACAGAAUGUCACGCGUCCGUGUGCUGUGCGGUGAUCUUCUUCCUUCUCGCACAACAUGCAUUGCAUCUCACAAUUGUUUGGUGCACUUGGUGACACGUAUGAUGUCGCGCUUCUUGACCGGGCCACACUUGUCCACCACAGCCUGCCGCAACCGAGCAGCGACCGAGUCUGAGCCGUCCGGCCGGUCACUCACACGCACAUCCCUACACCUGCAGCGACAAACGGACCUCUUGAGCGAUCCGAUGGCUGGUGCAUGAUUUGAUGGCCUCCUUCCAUACCAUACCGUUGGGCCCGACACAU
This is a messenger RNA of Vitrella brassicaformis, 5401 nucleotides long. The record is from the annotation of a GenBank genome assembly. NCBI's taxonomy places the organism in Eukaryota, Vitrellaceae.